CCCCCCCACCCCACGCCCCCACUACCCACCACUCCGCCCUCCUCACACAGUCUCACCCUGUCUCUCACUCUCACUCACUCUCUCUCUCUCUCUCUUCCUAUAGAUAGAUACACAUACACAUACACAUAUUACCCACUUUCUUUUAGAGAUAUAUUUGGUGAAAAGGGUUCUAUUUCUGGAACCUCCGCUAUAAAUAGGGGAGGAUCUUUGCGGUAACAUAAUUUACUCAACUCUCCGAAGCUAAAGCUAGCUAGCUGCUAGCUCUACGAAGCACCCUCGCCGCCCCCCUCCCACCCUCUUCUCCGUACAAUUUAUAUAUACACACACAUACACAAACAUGAAUUUGAGACUAGGGUGUAUAUAAAUAGGCAGCCCAGGGCGCUGCCCAGAGGCUUCUAGAGAGAGGGGGGGGGAUUUUAAUGGUGAGAGAAUCAUCAUCAUCAUCAUCAGUAGACUUGAGAGCUGGUGGAGAUAUGGUAACGAAGCCUGCAUGGCUACAAGGCCUAAUGGCUGAGACAUUCUUUGCUGCCUGUGGGGUCCAUGAAAAUCGGAGAAAGAAUGAGAAGAACAUCUACUGCUUGGAUUGCUGCCAAAGCUUUUGCCCUCACUGCCUCUCUUCUCACCACUCUCAUCCCCUCCUUCAGGUUAGAAGAUAUGUCUACCACGAUGUUGUUCGAUUGGACGACCUCGAGAAGCUCAUUGACUGUUCCUACAUCCAGCCCUACACCAUAAACAGUGCGAAGGUGAUAUUCUUGAACCAGAGGGCACAGUCCAGAUCCUGCAAGGGCUCAGCCAACAUCUGCUUCACUUGUGACCGGAUCCUCCAGGAGCCAUUCCACUUCUGCUCUCUUUCCUGCAAGGUCGAUUACAUGGUGUAUCAAGGGCAAGAUUUAUCUGGAAUCCUGCACCGGUUCAGCGAAUCGGACUUCUCCCUGUCUCAGUUCGAGGGGCUGCGCAUGGACGGCCCGGAGCUUGUCGACGACGACGGCCAGAUCAGUACUCCGAGCUCAAUUCUGGAAGACCCGUUGCAGUUCAGAGCCAUGACGUCGUGCUCCGACGACGCCAUGGGCAGCUCUGGAAUUCCGCGAGGCGAUUCCGAGAGGAAGAAGAAGAAGAAAGGGAGCGGUUUCCUGCCCGCGGGGAUCGUCCUCUCGCUGAGCAGCCGGAGAAAGGGAGCGCCCCACCGGUCUCCUCUUUCAUAAUACAAUUCCAGUAGCCGUAGCUGUAGUGGUGCUGUUGCUAAGAUUGCUCAUGCUUUAUGUUUAUGUAUGCUCUCAUGUAAUAUGUGUAUGUGAUGGCGUGGGUGAUGUUGGUUUUUUCUCGCGGUGGUUUGAUUUUAUUAUUAUGGGUU
Molecule: messenger RNA, 1351 nt
Organism: Diospyros lotus (date-plum)
Lineage: Eukaryota; Viridiplantae; Streptophyta; Magnoliopsida; Ericales; Ebenaceae
Product: protein RGF1 INDUCIBLE TRANSCRIPTION FACTOR 1-like
Exons: 4
Coding region: 420-1202 (260 amino acids)
Molecular function (GO): zinc ion binding
Source: RefSeq, a predicted model, not a curated record